Aspergillus novofumigatus IBT 16806 is the source of this 2001-nucleotide messenger RNA. RefSeq names its product transcription factor domain-containing protein. Lineage: Eukaryota; Fungi; Ascomycota; Eurotiomycetes; Eurotiales; Aspergillaceae. Bases 148 to 2001 code for a protein of 617 amino acids. The transcript is spliced from 5 exons. The record is from RefSeq and is a predicted model, not a curated record. Gene Ontology annotation, molecular function: DNA binding; DNA-binding transcription factor activity, RNA polymerase II-specific; zinc ion binding. Gene Ontology annotation, biological process: regulation of DNA-templated transcription; DNA-templated transcription.
CGGGAAAUACGUUAUAAGUGGCCCAGGAGGUCGAUGGCGAUCUCUUCACAGUCAAUGCUCUGUCCACAUUGCCACAUGGCACUUGUUCUGCACUCAGAGUCCUGCAAGUUCCUGAAGCGAGUAAUGACUCUUCCUUUUAGGUGAGCAAUGGCCGGGAACCGCCCACAGAACAGGCGCUCGCCACUAUCACAGAAGAGACCUCGAACACCGAGACGGAGAGCAUGUGACUCCUGCUUCAGGAAGAAGAUCCAGUGCGAUCCAGAGUUCCCGCAGUGUAAUUGGUGCAAGCAUCAUAAUCUCGCCUGUACAUUCAAUCGUAUCCGGGGACAAGUCGACACAGGGAACCGCGUCGCUUUACCAGCACCCAGCGCGAGUGGGGGGUUGAGCGCUAGUAUAUGGCAUCGUGCGCAGAAUCUACUGGGAGACCCAUCACACCGAACGCCUGAUCCGACAUGGCCAUUAAGACCAGCAAAUACAUUCCUGAACAACGUCACCUAUCUCAGAGGACACCAUGUAUUCUCGGACGAAGGUCAGAGAUGGAUUGAGUCUCAGGUCGGGGAAAGCAUUAAAUUUGAUAAGCUAUUCUCUCUGGAGCUCCAUUGGCUGAAACCGCUGCGUUCGUAUACGGACCCCGGGCGGUUUCCCCCUCCCCGCCCAGAGCUGCCCAGUAGAGUCAACGUGGAAAGAUAUGUUCAGAUCUAUGUCUCAUCUUCUCAGAGCCUCGUAUUCCCUGUCAUUAGCCGGUCGUUAUUCGGGAAAACACUGGACCUCGCUUACAGUGCUGUGUGUUCCCCCGGUUCCGCGAGCGCCAAAUCGUGUGUGUAUGCCUUCCUCUCGCUUGUAUCCCUGUUUGGCCUUGAUGACAACAUCCACGGCGCUAUGGACUGUCAGUCCUAUGCCUUGGCGGUGCAAAGCUUUAUCACCCCGGUAAUUGAGAAGAUGACAGUCGACGGCCUCCAGUCAUUGAUCAUGCUGGUGCAACUCCAAUAUUUUCUAGGUGAUCUCCAGUCCGCAGCGGCGACGUUAUCCAUCGCGACGCGUCUUGUUUAUACUCUGGGAGCCCAUACUGUGCCCACCAAUAAGGCAUCACCCUCUUCUUUGCUCCCAUACGAUAAAAGCGAUUUAAGAUGCCACAUCCGAGAUCUCUUCUGGCUAUGUUAUUCAUUCGACAAGGACAUAUGCCUGAGGACGGGUCAACCACCGUGUAUCAAUGAUUCACAUUGCGAACUUACUUUCCCCUCCGAUUAUGCGCGGCUGCACGAUAUCAAUAUCCAACAAAGCUUGCCCCAGAUAGAUGACCAUAUGGUUCCUCUCUUUCCGUGGGAUCUCCGUCUCUCCCUGCUAAAAUCAAAAGUGCACCAAAACUUGUAUACCGCUCAUUCCGUCCAGCAGUCCGUAUCUGAGUUGUUAUCGAGGAUCCGAAGCCUCGAUGAGACUCUAGAGCAAUGGCGACUAUCGCUCCCCGCGGAGGUCCGUCCGACUUUAUACUUUUCCCGGGAAACGCCAGUGAGCGCCAAUCUAAACACACUGGCGGUAAUAUUGAGACUCGGGUACUAUCAUUGUGUGACCGUUAUCCAUCAAGCGAGCAGCAGAUGCCAAACCUUGGGGACCGAUCUUGCGAGACCGAGACCCGACGGCAUCGCCUCGAGCACAAGGAUUUCUAUUACUGCGAGCCGUUCAACGCUGUUAUAUCUUCACAGGGUGUUACCUGUGGUGAGCCCGGAAUGCUUUUGGUACGGGGUCGUCCUCUUUUACGCCAUCACCGCCGCCUUGACCCUCUUCUGCAAUAUCAUCUCGAACCCUCGCGAUUCGGACACCAAUCUUGACAUGGAAUUGUUGCAGAAUGUCCCCAGUUUGAUACGCAGUAUCCCGAUCCGGAAGUUAACCCUCGGCGAGGUCAUCCACCUGAAAUAUCUCGACGGCUUUAGCGCAGAGCUCGCGGGCAUUUGUGUACGUGCCAUAUCCAAGUCUCAAUAUGACACCCCUGGGACGGAUCCGUAG